Messenger RNA from Pocillopora meandrina, 2033 nucleotides. The record is from the annotation of a GenBank genome assembly. NCBI's taxonomy places the organism in Eukaryota, Metazoa, Cnidaria, Anthozoa, Scleractinia, Pocilloporidae.
GUCUGUGAUUAGCGGUAAACAUGACUCGCUUACGUUACGGCAUUUUAGUGUUCCUCGCUAUUUUUUCUAUCCUUGUGUCAAAUUUAAAAGCGGACGGUGAGAACAAUUCGCCUCAGGAAAACUUGGUAAAAAGACAUGCAGAGCCAGGGACAGAAGAAGACGAGCUUUUUGAUGAUAUUUCAGCGGAAGACACUAAAGGUAAACGGUUACAAAUUUUCGACUUUUUCUCAGCGGUACACAAACAAUUUAUAUCUCAACUUGCCGAUACACAUGUAAAGUAUACACGGAAUACUUAUCUUCGCCUGCCCUAAUUGGCAUAUGUUUUCAAGAUUUAACGGAGUAACUUUGCUUCUUUUAAAAUAUUUUUUGUCUGCCUUUUUGUAAAACAUAAAUCGAAAUAUUAGCUGCGGCGCCGUUAAGUCCUUAACUUUGACUUCACUCAACAUAGUUAAUAAGUGGAUUGUUCACAUAUUUUAGAGUUAAUCGACCUUAAAAUCAAAAAAGAAAUCCUGCCAUGUUUAUUGUGACACUGAAUAGCAACUUGUUGAAACUAUUUAACGUCGAAUAUAACCUUAGGUCGACAAAAUCUUAAAAGAGAAUUUGGGUAGAAUCCGUGCCCCGGGGCAUGAGAGCCGCGGCCAGAAGAGUGAACUCGUUCUACGAGGAAGACCUCUUGUUCUGCAAUCCAAUACAGAGCGUUUUUCAGAGCAAAGUCCGGCAAGAAGAGCAAAAGAAAAUAUCGCGAGGAAACAAUGAGACUGUGGCGCCAAUUAAAGAGCAUAUUGUAGCAAAACCAAGCCAAUCCUUGAUUUCUUCCGAAUCUAUUGAGAUUGCGCUAUGCUCUAACCAUUUGAUCACUUCACUAACAAAGUAGAACAAGUAAUAUCAUUUUGCUUUAAUUAUUGCAGAAAAAGUUACUAGAGUGAAAAGAUCUCACUUCUGGUCUUGGACGAGCCGGAGGAGGUCCACAAACAACCGGUAUUUCAAAACAAGGCCUCAUUGCGAGCACGAAGAUCAUGAACACUUUAGAACCCGUUGUUGCUCAGGAAAAUUCAUGGACAACAUUUUAUUACAGACAUGCUGUGCUGGACGCAUCGUAUAUAAAAAUAUGGUGCCAUCUUUCUGUCACACGCAUUAUGGGUGUGGUCGUUUCUGGUUUGAUAGCAACCGCCAAAAGUGCUGCUAUGGUUCCAAAGGCGUAGACUGUCAAGAUGUCCAACCAACGUGUGGUUUGACACCAUUCAACCAGACAGUUCAGGCGUGCUGUAGAGGCCGAUAUUUGUAUGUGAUAAAAAACCAGAAAUGCUGUUACGGCCGUGUGAUCUCCAGAGGGAGGACCUGUCGACUUUACAAUAGAUAAAGCACCAGUGAGCGAGUAUCCUAGAAUCAGAACAAAAAUUACCUCAACGAGAAAUAUCAUCAUGGAUCUAGGGACAAAUCUAAACUCAACACAGCAAAUAAGUAAACCAGACCCGGAGUUUGAAAACGCGAGUGACCAAAUUGAGAUUGAUUUUUGUAUUUCUUUUGAUGUUUUAUUAAUUUUAGAGUCUCAGAGAGGGUGGUGUGAGCUUUCUAAGGACGGAUCCUAUAGUUCAGUAGCAAAACUCAUGUAUUCCGGUAUCACUUUGGACUUACAAUUAAAAAAAUUAUUCCAGUGGGUUACCUAAGUAAAGUGAACUUUAGAGGAGACAGCCGCCAUUGUCCCAACCGGCAAUCCUGCGGCGAUCCGAUCCCACCCCGAUUUCGAAUUCUUAUGAAAAGUUUCUUUCUUCUACUUUUCUUCUUCUUCUUCUUUAACUACUUCCUUUUCUGCGGCAAGAAGUUCAAGAUUGAAAUAUCUGCCGGUGACUUAUUUUUGCGAUUGUUCUGUUCGAGCAGAGGAACUUGAACGUGGAAAGAAAUGUGAUAUUUCUCAAAAUAUAUAUAACUUACAGACUUACAUUGUUGACUAUUGGUAGAUAUUUCGAAUGAUUCCGAAAACGAUGAGUACAAAUACUUAUUCGAUUUGUAUGCAGAUUUUUUUAUUUGUCCUG